Daphnia carinata is the source of this 2571-nucleotide messenger RNA. RefSeq names its product natural resistance-associated macrophage protein 2-like. NCBI's taxonomy places the organism in Eukaryota, Metazoa, Arthropoda, Branchiopoda, Diplostraca, Daphniidae. Bases 226 to 2130 code for a protein of 634 amino acids. Gene Ontology annotation, biological process: metal ion transport; response to manganese ion; manganese ion homeostasis. The record is from RefSeq and is a predicted model, not a curated record. Gene Ontology annotation, molecular function: cadmium ion transmembrane transporter activity; iron ion transmembrane transporter activity; manganese ion transmembrane transporter activity. Gene Ontology annotation, cellular component: apical plasma membrane. The transcript is spliced from 14 exons.
CCCUUCGCAUUGAUUAGUAGGACACUUUCUUGCACGUUGAGCAGUUAUUCUUUUGAAUGGUGAACGAAUUCUUGUGUUGCUCAAAAGAACGACAAUGUUUUCCUGUUGCAUCUAAUUUUGACAUCCCGUCUUUCUGCCUUACCUCGGUCGUUCAUCUAGCCCUUUUCGAAAAUUGCGGCCUUUGCUGAUUUAGAAUUUCCGAUCUCAGCUGUAUUCAACAGCGCAAUGGAGUCUGUUACAAUUUCGUCGGUCAAUGGUAAGCGCGCCAGCUCGUCUAACAGUAGCAGUUCCACUUCGAGUGAAUCGGGUGCGUCAAAACUGGGUGUGAGCCAAACGGAUGACCAUGGCAGAAAUAAUUCUGCGUACCAUAACGACGAGGACGACAUUCCCCCAAACCAGACCUAUUAUGCAGAUGAACUGAUCGACGUACCCGAUUUGGGAAAAAAAUCGUUUAGCUUCCGCACUCUUUGGGCUUUCACCGGGCCGGGCUUUCUGAUGAGUAUUGCUUAUUUAGAUCCAGGCAACAUUGAAUCUGAUUUACAAUCGGGAGUCGUGGCUGGCUACAAGUUACUGUGGGUGCUGAUGACGGCAACGAUCAUGGGACUGUUGGUUCAACGUUUGGCUAUCCGAUUGGGGAUGGUUACGGGCCUGCAUUUGGCAGAGAUGUGCUACAAACAAUAUCCGAAAGUGCCCCGCCUCAUAUUGUGGGUUAUGGCCGAGAUUGCGAUUAUUGGAUCUGACAUUCAGGAAGUCAUCGGGACGUCACUGGCCAUCUACAUUCUCUCCGAUCAAGCAAUUCCCAUUUGGGGAGGUGUCCUUAUCACAGUCUUCGACACGUUUACGUUCUUGCUCCUGGACAAAUAUGGUUUACGCAAGUUGGAGCUUUUCUUCGGCUUCCUCAUUACCGUCAUGGCCAUCACGUUUGGAUAUGAAUACGUUCAUGAUCCGCCGCCACAAAUCGAAGUUAUCAAAGGUCUCUUCAUCCCGGGUUGCAAGGGUUGCGGACCUGAAGGUGUUCUUCGAGCUGUAGGCAUUGUCGGUGCUGUCAUCAUGCCUCAUAAUCUCUUUCUCCACUCAGCUCUAGUCAAGUCGCGCAAAGUUGAUCGCAAAGACAAACAUUCAGUCCAGCAAGCGAACAAGUAUUUCUUCAUCGAGUCGUGCAUAGCUUUGUUCAUUUCGUUCAUUAUUAACAUUUUCGUCGUCUGCGUUUUUGCCUACGGACUUUUCGGGAAAACCAAUCAAGAUGUGCAAGAUUUGUGUGCGAACAGCACCUCGUCGUCCUCAGAACAAGAAAUCGAGGAAUUCUUUCCGGCCAACAAUGAAACUGUUGAUGCCGACAUUUACCGCGCUGGACUGUUCUUGGGCUGCAAGUACGGGGAUGCAGCCAGAUACAUUUGGGCUGUCGGAAUCUUGGCCGCUGGUCAGUCGUCCACAAUGACCGGAACUUACAGUGGCCAGUUUGUUAUGGAGGGUUUCUUAAAUUUGCACUGGGCACGCUGGAAGCGAGUUUUGCUUACUCGUACCAUUGCCAUUUCUCCUACUCUUUUCUUGGCCAUCUUCGCCGAUAUUCAACAGCUUACUAGUUUGAAUGACUACCUCAACGCUGUUAUGAGUUUGCAGCUGCCAUUCGCCUUGAUUCCUACGUUGACGUUCACCAGUUCGCCGAAAAUUAUGGGCGACUUUGUGAACGGGCUGUUCAAUAAAAUUCUCCUCGCCGUUUUGGCGGUGAUCGUCGUAGGCAUCAAUCUCUUUUUCGUGGUCGUAACCAUUAACGAAAGCCUACCUCACCACUGGGCAAUAUACACUGCGUUUGGAAUUUUCGGCAUUCUCUACAUGACCCUGGUCGGGUAUUUAGUUCUUCAUUUAAUCGACUCCUUCGGUGGCCGUUGCUGUUCUCGACUACCGGGGAUAGCUGGGCUGGUCGACCAAAAUCAAUAUCAUCUGACGAAAAACGAAAUGACAGAAGCUUCUUCCUUAGCUACAAUCCAUUCUGUGGGAACUAGAUUAUCGAUUGAUAAGAAUGGACUGAAACAUAACGGCGAUGACACUAACAACAGGGACAAUGAAAGCCGUUCAUGUAGCCUCCGCGGCAGUCAUCGCGGCAACCUUAGCGCCAGUGUUCAUGCCUAAUUUUAGUUACAGCUCCUUUUAGUAUACUUUUAUUUUUUAAAUCUAAAGGUGGGCAACGUUUAUCGUGCAACUGCAAUUCUUAUCGGCUCGGCUGACCACCGACUCAUCUUUCUACAGACCAACCAUUAUUUGAAUAAUUUUUUUUAGGCUUCCAAUUUGUCUGGAUUGGCAUAGUGUGUUGUCUCCUCAAUAGUAGUCUACAGCUCCCGAUUGCAUAAAUACUUGCGACAAAGGAAGACGUACUGUCUCUUCAGGAGAUCUGAAAGGAGUGCAAUCUUCUCAUAUUUUUUUUAAUGGCUUACAAGCCAGUGAGCUUUCUUUGAAAAAGAAAGGUGUACACAGUCAAUCGUUGACUUCGAGUGCCUGUUAUUUUGACGUGUUUUUAUUUGCUGCCACAUCUUGUGCUUCAAUUGAUUGUUCCGGAUUACCGUAAUAAAUAAC